Molecule: messenger RNA, 4042 nt
Organism: Mus pahari (shrew mouse)
Lineage: Eukaryota; Metazoa; Chordata; Mammalia; Rodentia; Muridae
Gene: Vwa2
Product: von Willebrand factor A domain containing 2
Exons: 14
Coding region: 354-2729 (791 amino acids)
Molecular function (GO): calcium ion binding
Source: RefSeq, a predicted model, not a curated record
CGCCUCUGCUGGGAGAGACCAACAGGUGCCCCACGUGGCUGCGAGUCGCAGCUCCCACCCGAACGGAGCCCAGCUUACGCCGCAGGCAGAGCAGCUGUGCGCUCCGCGGGUGGGAGCCCCACGCUUUCCAACAAGCGGAGCGGGGCGGGGUGGGGCGGAGGACUGGGCGCACCCUUGCCAGUGAGCGAGCGAGCCUGCGGAGCCCCAGCCCUGAGCCCGCGCCCCUACCUGCCCAGCCGAGCCGAGUGCCGCCGGCUUUGUUCGCUUUGUCCGCGCGCACCUAAGCGGCCCGCCUGGAAGGACGCCAUCCGGGAGAGGGAGAGCGCACGCGGCGUCGCACCAGGUCUAACAACAUGCCUCCACUUCUGCUUCUACCAGCCAUCUACACGCUCCUGUUCUCCAGAGUGUCCCCGACCAUCUCUCUUCAGGAAGUGCAUGUGAGCCGGGAGACCCUGGGGAAGAUUGCAGUGGCCAGCAAAUUGAUGUGGUGCUCAGCCGAAGUUGACAUCCUGUUUCUGUUAGAUGGCUCUCACAGCAUCGGGAAAGGGAGCUUUGAGAGGUCCAAGCGCUUUGCCAUUGCUUCCUGUGAUGCCCUGGACAUCAGCCCUGGCAGGGUCAGAGUGGGAACCUUGCAGUUCGGUUCCACUCCUCAUCUGGAAUUCCCCUUGGACUCCUUUUCAACCCGGCAGGAAGUGAAGGAAAACAUCAAGAGGAUAGUAUUCAAAGGUGGGCGCACAGAGACGGGCCUAGCCCUGAAACGCCUGAGCAGAGGAUUCCCCGGAGGCAGAAAUGGCUCUGUGCCCCAGAUCCUUAUCAUCAUCACGGAUGGCAAGUCCCAGGGGCCCGUGGCUCUCCCGGCUAAGCAGCUGAGAGAACGGGGCAUCGUCGUGUUUGCCGUAGGAGUCCGUUUUCCCAGGUGGGACGAGCUGCUCACGCUGGCCAGUGAGCCGAAGGAACAGCAUGUGCUGUUGGCUGAGCAAGUGGAGGAUGCCACCAAUGGCCUCCUCAGCACCCUCAGCAGCUCCGCGCUCUGCACCACUGCUGAUCCAGACUGCAGGGUGGAACCUCAUCCGUGUGAGCGGAGGACACUGGAGACCGUCAGGGAGCUCGCUGGCAAUGCCUUGUGCUGGAGAGGAUCAAGGCAAGCAGACACUGUGCUGGCUGUGCCCUGUCCCUUCUACAGCUGGAAGAGAGUGUUCCAGACACACCCUGCCAACUGCUACAGAACCAUCUGUCCAGGCCCCUGUGACUCCCAGCCCUGCCAAAAUGGAGGCACUUGCAUUCCAGAAGGCGUGGAUAGGUACCACUGUCUCUGCCCACUGGCAUUCGGAGGGGAAGUCAGCUGUGCCCCGAAGCUGAGCCUGGAAUGCAGGGUCGAUGUCCUCUUCCUGCUGGACAGUUCUGCGGGCACCACACUGGAGGGCUUCCGGCGGGCCAAGACCUUCGUGAAGCGCUUCGUGCAGGCCGUGCUGAGGGAGGACUCCCGAGCCCGAAUUGGGAUAGCCAGUUACGGCAGGGAUCUGAUGGUGGCGGUGCCUGUCGGGGAGUACCAGCAUGUGCCAGACCUGAUCAGGAGCCUUGACAGCAUUCCCUUCAGUGGUGGCCCGACCCUGACUGGGAGUGCCUUGCUACAAGUGGCAGAGCAUGGCUUUGGGACUGCCAGCAGGACUGGCCAGGACAGGCCACGCAGAGUAGUGGUUCUGCUCACUGAAUCACGCUCUCAGGAUGAGGUGGCUGGGCCAGCAGAUCACGCAAGGGCUCGGGAGCUGCUCCUCCUGGGCAUGGGCAGUGAGAUCCUGCAGGCGGAGCUGGUGAAGAUCACAGGUAGCCCGAAGCAUGUGAUGGUCCACACAGACCCUCAGGAACUGUUCACCCAAAUCCCGGAGCUGCAGAGGAGGCUAUGCAGCCAGCCACGACCAGGCUGCCAGGCACAGUCACUGGACCUGGUCUUUCUGUUGGAUGCCUCUGCCUCCGUGGGACGUGAGCACUUUGCCCAAAUGCAGAGCUUCAUCAGGAAAUGCACCCUCCGGGUUGAUGUGAAUCCUGAUGUGACACAGGUUGGCCUGGUGGUUUAUGGCAGCCAGGUUCAGACGGUCUUCGGGCUAGACAUCCAUCCCACCCGGGCUGCCGUGUUGCGGGCCAUGAGCCAGGCUCCCUACCUAGGGGGUGUGGGUUCUGCUGGCACAGCCUUGCUGCACAUUGAGGACAAGGUGAUGACGGUCCAGAGGGGUGCCCGCCCCGGUGUCCCCAAGGCCGUGGUGAUGCUCACAGGCGGGAGUGGGGCAGAAGAUGCAGCUGUCCCUGCCCAGAAGCUGAGAGGCAAUGGCAUCUCAGUCUUGGUCAUGAGUGUGGGAGCCGUCCUCAGGGAGGCAGUACGGAGGCUUGCCGGUCCUCGAGACUCCCUGAUCCAUGUGGCAGCUUACACGGACCUUCUGUACCAUCAGGACAUGCUCAUCGAGUGGCUGUGUAGAGAAGCCAGGCUGCCAGUCAACCUCUGCAAGCCGAGCCCAUGCAUGAAUGAAGGCACCUGUGUCCUGAAGAAUGGCAGUUACCGAUGCGAGUGCCGGGGUGGCUGGGAAGGCCCCCACUGUGAGAACCGCAUCUUGAGAGGCGAUGCCCCCAUAGCACGCAGCUUCCGCCAAGAGCCUGCAGGAAGACAACAGCCAACCCCCUCCCAGCUAGCUCCCAAGCAUCUUGGAAUCAGAAAGGCCCUGUCCUCACCCAAGUAAAUCCCCUGGGGGCCCUGGAGCAUCUGCUUCCAGCUCUGCCACAGGGGACACUGCUUGGGACAGUAGCAGGUGAUGUUGGGAACACCUAAUGUGUCAGUAUUUAUCUCCUGUAUCCGUUUGUACCUUGCUGAGGUAAGCUGCCUGUCAUUUUUCCUGAGGAUAAGAGGCAGGCCAGAGAGAUCUGAUGACCUGCUUGAGGGUCAUCACAGAGGCUAGACAGAUGUUGGUGAGGUGAUAACACUUUGAAGAAGACUCUGUCAGAGCUCACCGCCUGGUGAUUGGUGCAAAAGGCAGGUUUCCCUAUUUUCCAAAAGACAGCUCCUGUGGAUUUAGUUUGAAAAGGGAUUACAUGUCAUUUGUGAUUUUUUUCUGGUGACCAGAUCUGGGUGUGGGAGAGACCUGGGAAGGUCUCAGACAGCCAUUUGACCAGUUACCCAGUUUGUGUGUAGGGGAGGGGCAUGUUGUGUGAACAGCCUUGUGUGACUGGUCUGGGUGCUGAACGAAUCGCCUCAGAGGGGCUUCCUUUCAGAGUUUACUCAGGGGAGUGGCAGUGCAUUGGCUGCCCUCUUCUUAGUGGUGGCAAUGAUGAGCAGACUUCUCAAACUCAGCAAGGGAGGGAUGACGGGGUGCUCAGGAGGUUUGCUUUCAAAGCUUACUGUGCUGCUCUGGCUUAAUGUGCAUCUCACGCCCAUUCGGUAAUGUUUCAAGACAGAUUGGUUGGUUGGUUGGUUGUUCGUCCAUCAGGACUGUAUCAGCUGGCAACGAGGAUUCUUUGGAAUAUCUUUGGCAAACUAGGUACUUAACUGCAGUGCUAACACGUUCCCUGCCCCUUUCUUGUGCUGUUUGAAGCUGGGUUUUCAGAAGAAGCCAUUUGUAGAGCUCUGAGAGAUGAGCGGCAUUGGUAAUGGCAUGAGUCUGUGCAGUCAGUGCUCUGUGCGCCAGGCUGGCUGGCAGAGAAGCUACCCCAGGUUUGCAGUCUGCCCUCCCCAUCCCUGACCCCGAUUUUCUUCCUUCACAUUUACACACUGGGAAUGGAAACAUUACGUAUUGUUAUAUUUCGAUCAUUGAACCGAUAUGUAGACAUUUUCACAGCAGAACAGUGCUAAUGUCUUUGUGGGACACCAGGGCUUCCCAAACGCCCGUACAGCUGCAGUCACAGUACCUUCCUAUAAACUCCUGUCCCGGUUUGUACUUACGGUUUUCUUGUCAUUCUGUUAUAUUCUACUUUACUUUGGGUUGUCAGCACCAUGUUCAAGGAGUCAGAAUUUGGUCUUGAUGAUUUUUUUAAAGAUAAAAUAAAACAUUUAUGUUCU